GCAAAAAGGGUGAAUGCAUUGCAUUUUCUAUUUCGCUCAAUCAAGUGUAAAUCUGGAGGAAUAGGAUGAUGGAAUCAUCAAGUGGUGGAGGAUCUGAGAGCGGUGAAGAGAAAGCGAUAUUUGAAUACUUUGGGUGGGUUUAUCACAUCGGCAUUAAUUCUGUUGGUCGUGAGUACUGCCACCUCCGAUUUCUUUUGGUCAGGGGCAAGUCCGUUGCCAUGUACAAGCGUGAUCCUAACGAGAACCCUGACAUUAAACCACUUAGACAAGGAGUUAUAGGUGCCACACUAGUAGUGGAGGAUCUAGGAUGUCGAAAAUUCAACAAUGGGGAUCUCCAUGUAAUACGAUUCUACAGUCGAUUAAAUGAGUGCAGAAAAGGAGAAAUUGCGUGUGCCACAGCUGAGGAAGCCCAAAAAUGGAUAGAAGCAUUUGAUCAUGCCAGGCAACAGGCUGAGCGUGAACUAUCAACAGAAAGUAAUGCUAGAGAAAAACUAAUACAAGAAAUGGAGAUCAGCCUACGAGGAAAACAUAGAAUGAGACGGUAUGCCUCUGGGUUUAAGAAGCUUAUAAAAAUUGGCCAAGCCCCAGAGCUUGGACGUAUAUCAUCAAAGUUUUUUAGUAAUCCAGAUGGUUUUGAAGAGGACAAUGGAGAUGCAUUUGAAGCACACCAAUGGAAAUGUGUUCGUACAAUGUCUGGUAUUAGAAUCUUUGAGGAUAUUUCCGGUCACAAGAAUGGUAAGGGUGUCCUCGUUAAGUCAGUUGGUGUUAUUGAUGCAACUGCAGAUAGUGUUUUUGAAGUGUUUUUAAACAUUGAUCGACAGAAAAGAUAUGAGUGGGAUAUGUUGAUGAGUGACUUGGAGUUGGUAGAGUCUUAUGAGGGACAUUAUGAUGUUAUUUAUGGAACAUAUGACCCUAAGUAUCUAACCAGGUGGCAUUCAAAGCGAGACUUUGUAUUCUCUAGGCAAUGGUUUCAUGCACAAGAUGGAACAUACACUAUCUUGCAAUUUCCUUCCAUACAUAAGAAAAAGCCUCCAAGAUCAGGAUAUCGGCGUACAAAAAUUAAUCCAUCUACAUGGGAGAUCAGAAAUUUGAACACACCUAUGGGAUCAGAUAGACCAAGAUGUUUAGUGAAUCACACUUUAGAGAUACACUCUGCAUCCUGGUAUCGAUGGAAGAACACUCAGCAGUGCACAAAAUUUGAGAAGAGCAUCCCUUAUGCAUUGUUGUGCCAAGUGGCAGGUCUAAAGGAAUAUCUCGGAGCCAAUCCAUCACUCCUCCAACAAAAUGGCACUAGUGUUCAUUCUCAAAUCGCCAAUGCUUCAAUGUCCGGUUCUGAAUUUGCAGAUGCAGAAGUGCAAGAAGAGUUUUAUGAUGCAAUUGCCGCUGAGUCUUUGACGUCAGAUGAAGAAAGUGAUGAUGAGGAUGAGGAUGAUAAGGAACUAGAUCAGGAGCAAGGAGACAAACAAAAUAAUGUUUCAUGGACCAUCACAAGCUCAGCUUUGAAGAAAACUGCAGCUCCAAAUCUAAGCAAAGAAUUAGAUCCUGAUGCAAGUCCUGUCACAUUUGAGGUCAGCGACACGGAUGGCUCUUUGCGCAAAGGUGAGAAUGAGAAGGACACAAACUGUUGGAUUUCUCCUGGUGGUGACGGAUUUAUGAUUAGAGGAAAGAACUAUCUGAAAGAUAGUUCUAAGGUGGUUGGAGGAGAACCUCUUCUCAAGCUCAUAGCAGUUGAUUGGUUAAAAGUUGACAAAGCUGUGGACAGAAUUGCACUGCACCCUAGAAAUCUGGUUCAGACUGAAGCUGGAAAAAAUCUUCCAUUUGUCCUUGUAUUUAAUCUACAGGUUCCAGCUAAACCAAACUACAGCUUGGUUCUAUAUUAUGCAUCUGACAGACCUAUAAAUAAAGAUUCUCUAUUGGCUAAGUUUUUGGAUGGAGAUGACGCAUUUCGGGACUCAAGGUUCAAAUUAAUUCCAAGCAUAGUUGAGGGAUAUUGGAUGGUCAAGCGAGCUGUUGGAACAAAAGCUUGCCUACUUGGGAAAGCUGUAGCUUGUAAAUACUUUAAACAAGAUAAUUUUUUUGAGAUAGAUGUAGAUAUUGGAUCAUCUUCUGUAGCUAGGAGUGUCAUUGGCCUUGUUAUGGGAUAUGUCACAAGCCUAGUCGUUGACCUUGCAAUUUUGAUAGAGGCAAAAGAAGAAGCAGAGCUACCAGAGUACCUACUUGGAACUGUCCGAUUAAACCGUAUAAAAGUUGAAUCUGCUGUACAAUUGGAGGCUUGAGGUUUUCAACCAAAAGGGUUAAAUAGUGUGGUUCUCCUCUAUUAUUUGGCUCAAAUGUUUAUAGUUACACUGAGUCAGAGAGUACUCGAAUCAGAAAUGAUAAGUCUGGUGAAUUUUUGUAGGAGUAAUGGAGUAUGCAUCUCUUUUUGCUUUUCCUUUUCUCCACAGUGUCUCUUAUAUAUCCAAGUUUGGGCCCCUUGAUAAUUUACUACCCUCUUGUCUCAAUUGUGUUGUCUUUUUCUAUUUUCUAAAUUUUUGGUUCACCUCUUAUGAUACUUCCCACACUCUUCCAAUGUGAGAUUGAUUCGCGCUUGAGGACUGAGGUUGCCCCACCCUACAAAUAUUUUUUGCAGGGUUCAAUCACUUGACAUUGUAAUAGUCACUUAACUAUAUCCACAUCUAACUAUAUUCAUUACCCAUCCAAUGCAUAGAUUAUUUUA
Cajanus cajan (pigeon pea) is the source of this 2716-nucleotide messenger RNA. Its product is annotated as protein ENHANCED DISEASE RESISTANCE 2-like. Lineage: Eukaryota; Viridiplantae; Streptophyta; Magnoliopsida; Fabales; Fabaceae. The record is from RefSeq and is a predicted model, not a curated record. Gene Ontology annotation, molecular function: lipid binding.